AUGGCCGAACACCCCUCGUUCACACUCGCUGGCCUCUUGGCCGCGGGCGGAACCAUGGGCUAUGUCCGGACGAAGUCGACGCCGUCUCUGGUGGCCGGACUCGGACUCGGAGCUUCGUACGCCUUUGCCGGCUACCUGAUCAAGGGCAACAAGGACUACGGCACCGAACUCGCGCUGGGCAACAGUGUCUUCCUGCUGGGAUCUGCGGUGCCGCGCAUCAUCAAGACCGGUGGCAGGGCGCCGGUGCCGCUCGGUCUCGCGGCUGUCGGCGGGCUUGCGACGUAUUAUUACCAGAAGAAGGUCCGGGAGUUCAGAUUCGGCGUCUAG
Anthostomella pinea is the source of this 327-nucleotide messenger RNA. NCBI's taxonomy places the organism in Eukaryota, Fungi, Ascomycota, Sordariomycetes, Xylariales, Xylariaceae. The record is from the annotation of a GenBank genome assembly.